UUGGAGAGCAAGAGGCUGAAGUUUAAUCAUUGAACCAAGUGCACUGAAUGGAUUUUGUUCAGGACUUGCUGCUCUGAGGGACUCUCCAAACUCACUUGGGAAAUGGCACUGUUGCUGAAGGCAUUCGGUCAGUCAUCCUAUUGUGUGACUACGACCCAGAGUUAUUAGUUCAACAACACAGUCAUUCUGUCUGCACCGAGGCACCAGGGAAAAUGUUUGCUGUACACUUAGUGGCCUUUUAUUUUACAAAGCUAAAAGAGGAUCAGAUCAAAAAGGUUGAUCGGUAUCUCUACCACAUGCGUCUUUCUGAUGAGGUCCUGCUUGAUGUGAUGACCCGUUUCCAAUCAGAGAUGGUGAAAGGCCUGGGAAGGGACACCCAUCCAACAACUACCGUAAAAAUGCUGCCAACAUUCGUGCGAUCACUGCCUGAUGGCUCAGAAAAGGGUGACUUUCUUGCUUUAGACCUUGGAGGAUCAAAAUUUCGAGUUCUAAGGGUCAAAGUAUCUGAAGAUGGGAAGCAAAAUGUUCAAAUGGAAAGUCAAUUCUAUCCAACUCCUAAAGAAAUCAUACAUGGCAGUGGGAAUGAUCUCUUUGAAUAUGUAACUGACUGCCUUUCAGACUUCAUGGAGACUAAGGACAUAAAGCAUAAGAAAUUGCCUCUUGGCUUUACUUUUUCAUUUCCUUGUAGACAGACUAAAUUAGCAGAGGGUGCACUAGUUUCUUGGACAAAACAUUUUAAGGUUCGAGGAGUGCAGCAAAAAGAUGUUGUGAAAUCUCUUCGCAAAGCCCUCAGGAAACAUCAGGACAUUGAUGUAGAUGUCUUGGCUUUGGUAAAUGACACAGUGGGAACAAUGAUGACCUGUGGAUAUGAUGACCCACGGUGCGAAGUUGGUGUUAUUAUUGGAACAGGGACAAAUGCUUGCUAUAUGGAAGAAAUGAGCAAUAUUGACCUUGUGGAAGGUGAUGAAGGAAGAAUGUGCAUUAACACAGAAUGGGGAGCCUUUGGAGACGACGCGUCACUGGAUGACAUCAGGACAGAAUUUGACAAGGAGAUUGACUUGGGAUCUAUCAACCCUGGGAAACAAUUGUUUGAGAAGAUGAUUAGUGGAUUGUAUUUAGGAGAACUCAUCAGGCUUAUUCUUCUGAAAAUGGCAAGGGAAGGUUUGCUUUUCAAUGGGAAAUUGUCAACAGCUCUCUGUACCAAGGGCAAGAUUGAGACAAAACAUGUAGCUGCAAUGGAAAAAUAUAAAGAAGGCCUGAACAAUACUAAAGAGAUUCUGACUGAAUUGGGUUUGACCCCAUCUGAAGAUGAUUGCAUUGCCGUUCAGCAUGUCUGCACUAUUGUUUCAUUUCGUUCAGCCAACCUCUGUGCUGCAGCCUUGGCAGCAAUACUGACACGCUUGCGUGAAAACAAAAAGUUGACAAGGCUCCGAACCACUGUUGGAAUGGAUGGAACACUGUACAAGACGCACCCUCAGUAUGCAAAACGUCUCCAUAAAGUAGUUAGAAGGCUGGUUCCUAACUGUGAUGUUCGAUUUCUGGUCUCUGAGAGUGGCAGUGGGAAAGGAGCUGCGAUGGUAACUGCAGUUGCAUAUAGACUGUUAUCUCAACAUAAACAGAUCGAUAAGGUCUUGGCAUAUUUCAAGCUAACCAAAGAGAACCUCAUAGGUGUGAAGAACAAAAUGAGAGCUGAACUGGAGCGUGGGUUAAAAAAGGAAACAAACCCAACAGCCACUGUGAAAAUGCUGCCAACGUUUGUUUAUGGAACUCCAGAUGGAACAGAGAAGGGAAAAUUCCUAGCUCUUGAUCUUGGGGGAACAAAUUUCAGAGUUUUGCUUGUAAAAAUCAGAAGUGGAAGGAGCAGGUCAGUCCGAAUGUACAACAAAAUCUUUGCCAUUCCUUUGGAAAUUAUGCAAGGAACAGGAGAAGAGCUGUUUGAUCACAUUGUCCAAUGCAUUGCAGACUUUCUGGAGUACAUGGGCAUAAAGGGUGCACGGCUCCCUCUUGGCUUCACAUUUUCCUUCCCCUGUAGACAAGCAAAAAUUGAUAAGGGAACUCUUGUCGGGUGGACCAAAGGUUUCAAGGCAACUGACUGUGAAGGAGAAGAUGUUGUUGAUAUGUUGAGGGAAGCUAUUAAACGAAGAAAUGAAUUUGAUUUGGAUAUCGUAGCUGUGGUGAAUGAUACUGUUGGGACAAUGAUGACCUGUGGUUAUGAAGAUCCAAACUGUGAAAUUGGCCUCAUUGCAGGGACAGGCAGUAAUGUUUGCUACAUGGAAGAGAUGAAGAAUAUAGAAAUAGUAGAAGGAGAAGAGGGCAGGAUGUGCAUCAAUACAGAAUGGGGAGGAUUUGGCGACAAUGGUUGCAUAGAUGAACUCAGAACAAUAUACGAUAAAGAAGUGGAUGAGGGCUCACUGAAUCCUGGGAAACAGAGGUAUGAAAAAAUGACGAGUGGCAUGUAUUUGGGAGAAAUAGUGAGACAGAUCUUGAUAGACUUGACUAAGCGAGGACUUCUCUUCAGAGGCCAGAUUUCAGAAUCACUGAGACGAAGAGGAAUAUUUGAAACUAAAUUCCUGUCUCAAAUUGAAAGUGACCGGCUUGCCCUGCUUCAAGUGAGACGAAUCCUGCAACAGCUUGGGCUUGACAGCACUUGUGAUGACAGUAUCAUUGUGAAGGAAGUGUGUGGCUCUGUUUCCAAGAGAGCAGCCCAACUAUGUGGAGCUGGAUUGGCUGCUAUAGUGGAGAAGAUACGCACUAACAAAAACCUCGAGUACCUAAAAACCACUGUUGGUGUGGAUGGCACCUUAUACAAACUGCAUCCCCACUUUUCUAGGAUCUUGCAAGAAACAGUGAAGGAGCUGGCCCCUCAGUGUGAUGUGACAUUCAUGCUGUCUGAAGAUGGGAGUGGAAAGGGAGCUGCCUUGAUUACUGCAGUUGCGAAAAGAAUGCAUACAGGUGCUGAAAACUAACUUGAUCCGACAUACAUGUUGGCAUGUGUGUGAAAUAGCAAUGUAUUGUGAAAGGUCUUGUAAAACUGGUCUGAGAUAGCUGUUCAGAAAGGGCACUCACUUCCACAGUCUGAUGGUUUUUGCUAGCUCUUGCCAAAACAGAGGCAGGUUAUUUUUCUUUUCCUCUGAACAUAGGCUGGCCUAAGUUGCCUUAUGUAAAAUUAUAUACUUGAUAUGUCUGCACUGUGCCUCAUGCUGUUCAUAACAUGAAACGGCCAGGUCACUUAGCAUUAACUAUUGUUGUUUUUAAAAUCAGUUUUUAAAAAAAUGUAUUUAUACAAUCUGUCCCUGCUGCACUCCUGUUUAAUACUUUCUUAUUCAUUUAAAACAUCCUUCAGACUGGAUAAAUUGUAAUGUGGAUGUAGACAUGGCAUUCCUAUAUUGUGGUGGACGUAGGUCUAAUACUCCUGUACAGGUUAGAUGAGUGCAAAGAGCAAAGUGCAAAGAAUCAAUGCACUUUUUAAAAAAAUUGUAAUUGUUUUUCUUAAGAAAGCAAAAGGCUGAUACCGAACAUAUAAUAAAUCAAUGUUUU
This is a messenger RNA of Sceloporus undulatus (fence lizard), 3537 nucleotides long. RefSeq names its product hexokinase domain containing 1 (gene HKDC1). Gene Ontology annotation, biological process: intracellular glucose homeostasis; glucose 6-phosphate metabolic process; glycolytic process. Gene Ontology annotation, molecular function: D-glucose binding; ATP binding; mannokinase activity. NCBI's taxonomy places the organism in Eukaryota, Metazoa, Chordata, Lepidosauria, Squamata, Phrynosomatidae. The transcript is spliced from 18 exons. The coding region runs from base 213 to 2966 and encodes 917 amino acids. Gene Ontology annotation, cellular component: mitochondrion; cytosol. The record is from RefSeq and is a predicted model, not a curated record.